Molecule: messenger RNA, 3357 nt
Organism: Esox lucius (northern pike)
Lineage: Eukaryota; Metazoa; Chordata; Actinopteri; Esociformes; Esocidae
Gene: gabra2a
Product: gamma-aminobutyric acid type A receptor subunit alpha2a
Exons: 10
Coding region: 538-1908 (456 amino acids)
Biological process (GO): synaptic transmission, GABAergic; regulation of postsynaptic membrane potential; gamma-aminobutyric acid signaling pathway
Cellular component (GO): postsynapse; neuron projection; GABA-A receptor complex
Molecular function (GO): GABA-gated chloride ion channel activity; inhibitory extracellular ligand-gated monoatomic ion channel activity; benzodiazepine receptor activity
Source: RefSeq, a predicted model, not a curated record
UCUACAUGGUGAGCGUUUGCAACGAAACUCGAGAAAGCUAAACUCUCAACCUAAAUCUAUGUCACUGGAUAUCACGUUCGAUAUUUAUUCGGACAGAUAAAUAGGUAGAAGCUACUGUAUAUUUCUAGGGUCUAUAGCAUAAGCUAUAUCUGCCUUGCACGUCUUCUUUAGACUUUACAGGGGCUCGAGCCACACUGAGUUGGACGCGCGGGUGCAUCAAUUUGUGGUUAUGUAGGUUGGACCGAAUAUAAUCCAUCGGGGAACCAGAGCACUUUGACACGAGUGGACAGUAGGCUACUGUUUCUUACUCCUUUAAGAGUGUCGAUACAUGGAAUUUCCAUCACACUACCCUUGAUGUUUUUUCAUUUGUCUCGGUUGCAAAUAUUGUCAAACUUGCUUUUUUUAAUCUUUGCAUGGAUUCUGCAUGUAGACAUUUAGUUGAUUACCAGCACUCUUGGGCGGAAAUUAACAUCUGUCUCUCAAGCAAACAGUGAAAUACUGUAGCCACCUCGCGCGAGUCAGGGUUGGAUUUCAGCGAUGAGAAAGCGAUGGAACUUAUCGCAUUGUCUAUUGGUGCUGUUUUCAAUGAUGGUUCUUUGGCAGUCAAGAUCAAGAGUGGAAUUGUCUGCCUAUGCUUCAGAUGCCUUCAAAAACAAUAUCACUCUCUUCACCCGGAUAUUGGACAGCCUUCUGGAUGGCUAUGACAACCGUUUACGACCUGGACUUGGUGAUCGAGUGACAGAGGUGAAGACUGAUAUUUAUGUCACAAGUCUCGGUCCAGUGUCAGACACAGACAUGGAGUACACUGUGGAUGUGUUCUUCCGCCAGAGCUGGAUUGAUGAACGUCUGAAGUUCAACGGGCCCAUGAAUAUUCUACGCUUGAACAACUUAAUGGCCAGUAAGAUCUGGACGCCUGACACCUUCUUCCACAAUGGGAAGAAGUCUGUGGCUCACAAUAUGACCAUGCCCAACAAGCUGCUUCGGAUCAUGGACAAUGGAACAUUGCUGUACACGAUGAGGUUAACGGUCCAGGCAGAAUGUCCCAUGCACCUUGAAGACUUCCCUAUGGAUUCCCACUCUUGUCCACUGAAGUUUGGCAGCUAUGCCUACACAAUGGCGGAGGUGACAUACAUUUGGACCCAAAAUGCAUCAACGUCAUUGGAUGUAGCAGAGGAGGGAUCAAGACUAAACCAGUAUCACCUUCAGGGCCGUAGUGUUGGGACAGAGACCAUUAAAUCAAGCACUGGUGAAUACACUGUCAUGACAGCCCACUUUCACCUGAAGAGGAAGAUUGGCUACUUUGUGAUCCAGACUUACCUGCCCUGCAUCAUGACAGUGAUCCUUUCCCAGGUCUCCUUCUGGCUCAACCGAGAGUCUGUGCCCGCCAGAACUGUAUUUGGUGUGACUACUGUGCUCACAAUGACAACUCUCAGUAUCAGCGCCCGUAACUCUCUUCCGAAGGUGGCCUACGCUACAGCCAUGGAUUGGUUCAUUGCGGUGUGCUACGCUUUUGUAUUCUCUGCCCUCAUCGAGUUUGCUACUGUCAACUACUUCACCAAAAGAGGCUGGGCCUGGGAUGGCAAAAGUGUGGUGAACGUCAAGAAGAAGGAGGUAUCCGUCAUGAAGAAAAACAACGCUUAUGCCGUUGCUGUGGCAAACUAUGCCCCAAACAUCACUAAAGACCAAGGUAGCCUGCCCACCAUCUCAAAGAGUGCCACCUCUGACACCAACAAGGCUAAACCAGAGGUUAAACCUGAGCAGAACAAGAAGACCUUCAACAGUGUUAGCAAAAUUGACCGUAUGUCCCGGAUUAUGUUCCCUGUUCUUUUUGGGGGUUUCAACCUGGUCUACUGGGCCACCUACCUGAACAGAGAACCAGUCAUAAAAGACAUGGUCCCAUCAAAAUGAAUACAAAAUAUUUACUUUGCAAGGACACAGGACUCACUUUACACAGCCAACCCAGGACUGAUUAUCUGUGUGCUUUUAAUGUGUGUGUUCGGCUAGUAUGGUGGCUUUCUUUUGCCAGUGUGUUUAUUACAAGGAAACAGCCAGGUACAGUAAAUGAUAACUAACAAGUUUAAUUGUAAUAUGAUUGAGAAUUUAUAAAGUUUGUAAAGAGGUUGACAUUAACUUGACUGACUUUUGUUUAUAAUGACGUAAGGGUCUAAAAUAUUUACACAAAUAGAGACAGCGCUGGUGCUUUACCUUCCACUUGAGGUUCUUAUUAAUGAACCUGAAAGAAAUCAACUGCCAGGAAUUCAGUCAACAUAAAAAAUAGUCACAUUUUAAUCAUACUGUAACCUUUUAUGAACUAGAAAGCACAUGUAUUAGAAAGCAUAGACACCAAUUUUCAUUUUUUGCAUAAUUAACCCCACCCUACCCUUUAUAUUUAUGAAAAAGCUUUUCUAUAUGCUAAUUGGAAUUACAUUAAUAAGUGGAAAAUAAAGGCACAUAAGUUAUUUUGCACCAUUCUUUUGCACCAUCACAAAGUGUAUACAGGUACUGUACUGUACAUACAUAGUGAGUGUUGAUCAUGCAGACCUCCACGUUACACAGCUAAAGUAAGUGUGAGUUCAGGGUUGGAUCACUACUGUAUUCCUAUCGUAGCUUUUGUGAAGACUUACAGGCUCAAAGACACUGUGACAGAAGUGAAAUGAAUGGACACAAAGUGUCAGUGAAGCUUGCAGGAAUGUUCUGUAAUGUGUAUAUUUAAUAUCACUCUUAUUUAUUCAAUAUAUAUUUUUUGGUAGAUUCAUUUUAUCACAAUCAAGUAUGUGAUUUCUUGUUCUUAUUUUAUUUCUCAUGCAACGUAGCAUUCUUCUCUGAUUCAGAUCAAAGAACCCAGAUACAUAAGUGCUUUAGUCUCCAUAGAUUUUCUAAUGAAAUCCAUCGUAGUACUUUAUGUGAAAGUCUGCUCAUUAACUGCUUGCAAAAAGUAUGAAAAUGUGUUUUUUUAUUAUGCUAUUGAUUAGUAUUGAUUAGUUUUAUUGUUUAUUGUCUCUGUUCUGAAUUUUUUGACUCAACUCAAUCAUAUGAUCAAAGUGUUCGGUUUUAGCGGAGGGUGAGAGAUCUGUGCAAUGGCAUUUCUAUUGUUAAGAAAUAUGUAGUUUUGUGGAAUGUGUUACAGUGUUGUAUAAACAUUUAGUAUACGUAAAGGUGUGGCACAAAAUAUUUAAACUUCAUCAUGAUAAUUCACUCAAUGAAAUCACAAUGGUAACAAUUUUUUCAAUAUGAAUUUUUAGCUUUUACUGGAUGUCCGAGAAUUGUUGUUACUAUCAUAUUUUUUCAUGGUGAUAUUGUUGUCAAAAUCACAGAAAAUAGUUAAUCUAUUUUUAAAUAAAAUGCGCACAAACACAC